AUGCCCGGCUUUAUCAGCAUUUCUUCAGUUCUGGCUCUCGUCUCUACGGCGACUGCCCAGUAUGCUCUUCCCGCAAAAGACGUGCCCUACACUGGCGGCAACGUCUUUAAGCAUGACGACCCAGCUGUGGCUAGUUAUCCCUUCUCUUAUAAGCCUCCCUUCUCACCAGAGCAGUAUGGCGGCUACUACUCCUGGUCGGUAAACAAUGAGACCGUCAGCGGUACCAACUUCACUGGCCACAGCGCGAAGGAGGGCUAUCUCAUUCCCGACGGUGCAACCGGCAAAUACCCUUUCUUCCUGAUUAACGAGGGGACUCCCCAGGCGAUGAACAGCUCCAAGCUUUUCCAAACAUGCUGCCCUUCUGCGGACAACGCCUGUCCGGCCAAUCAAAGCGAGGGCAAGUUCAAGAAGAUUCUUCACAUCAUCUUCGAGAACGAAGUCUACAAGUGGACUAUGGGCCAGGCCUACUGGAAAUUGCUGGCUACCCGUGGCAAGCUGCUCACCAGUAGCUACGCUAUUACCCACCCGUCUCUGCCCAACUACGCCGCUAUCGUCGCCGGUGACUUCUUCGGUAUGGCGAGUGAGGAUUUUUACAACGUGAACGCCACCACUAUUUACGAUCUUCUCGAGGACAAGGGUAUCUCUUAUGGUACCUACGCCGAGUGGUACAAUCCUAUUGCAACUCACCGUGGUCCAAAUGACUGCAACAACUAUAUUACCAAUGGUCCUAUCGAUAACACCAACCCGACCUGGUCGUCUCAGGUGUAUCGUCGCCUCGACGUCCCAGCCCUGCUUUUCAGCUCCUACACAAGCAAGUACGAUCGCUGUAGCAAGAUCUACAACACUAACAACACCUUCACCGAUCACGUUAUGUCACACACUCUGCCAGAGUACUCAUUCUACGUCCCGGAUAUGCUUCACAACGCCCAUGAUCCUACCUCCGACAGCAACUACUUCAACCAGCCGAACACGGGCGGCGAGUGGCUCAACUCAUUCUUGGAUUUGUACCUACCCGAGCUCGAGGCUCAAGGCACUUUGGUGGUUGCCACCUUCGACGAGGCUACCUGGUGGAACGAUGACGACUCCUCCCCCAAUAAUGAUAAUCACAUCGCCACUAUCCUGUUCGGCGCCGGCGUUACCCCCAACACCACCAAUGACAGCUACGUCACCCUAUACGGUAUGCUGCGUGGUGCCAUUCAGAAUUUUGGCCUGGGCUCGCUCGGCCGUAACGACACCAAUACCACCAACGGUAAUCUAUUCGACCUGGUUGAUUACUCUCACGGAAGCAAGAAAGCAAACUUGGAUAUUGGGGAAAUGGGACACGAGGAGAAGUGGUGA
This is a messenger RNA of Penicillium canariense, 1338 nucleotides long. RefSeq lists its product as uncharacterized. The transcript has a single exon. The coding region runs from base 1 to 1338 and encodes 445 amino acids. Gene Ontology annotation, molecular function: hydrolase activity, acting on ester bonds. Gene Ontology annotation, biological process: phospholipid catabolic process. The record is from RefSeq and is a predicted model, not a curated record. NCBI's taxonomy places the organism in Eukaryota, Fungi, Ascomycota, Eurotiomycetes, Eurotiales, Aspergillaceae.